This is a messenger RNA of Bacidia gigantensis, 975 nucleotides long. RefSeq lists its product as uncharacterized. The transcript is spliced from 2 exons. The record is from RefSeq and is a predicted model, not a curated record. NCBI's taxonomy places the organism in Eukaryota, Fungi, Ascomycota, Lecanoromycetes, Lecanorales, Ramalinaceae. The coding region runs from base 1 to 975 and encodes 324 amino acids.
AUGUCUCUUUGGAAUGGGAUAUACGCGCCUCUUGUCAUUUCAUUAUAUUCUUACUUCUAUGACGGGCAUGAGAAGUUGGUCGAUAUGACUCAGCUGAUCGUUGAUCUGGUCUUAUUGAUAUUGAUUUCAUCCGCUGCAAUCAACUGUGUUGGCGGUUCAUCCUACGACGUCACCUCCAUUGAUGGCUCAGACGACUAUGCGGCGACCAUGCGCCGCCUCACAGACAAUGCCGUCUCCAAAUCUCCUAUUUUAGAGUCCAAUGCUCGUUAUCUUCAAUCUUCGAAGUGGGCCGAUGACUACGACCCGAGCAAAAGCAAGAAGCACAACGACAUGAUAAAUCUAGGCGCCAUAUUUGGCGAACUACGCUCAGCAGUGGAAGCCCGCCUUACAGUCCCAAUAUCAAGUCUCGCCGUCUCUGUACCGGCUAUCACUUCUCUCAAUGCCUCUACAAUCAGCGCCGCUCUUGAGACCGUGGGCUUACAAGACCUCCAACUCAGGCAAGAGCGAAUUAAUGCCGCCUCUGCGGCCCUAGGAACAGCGGAGGCAAAAUUACAAGCGUCAGAUGCGCCAGAGGAUCCGAACGUGCUGGUGCUCGAAUACCACUCUUCUGCGCUCGUCAGCAGCUUCUUUCCCUCUUUCUCCUUUAGUUCAGGUUUCGGCACGCCGCAUGCGCGAACCGUCGACGAGACGGCCGGCGCCACCGCCUUCAAAGCGCAUAUUUUCAGCAAUGACGAGGCGUGCUCGAGAGCAUUGAGAUCCUCCGCUCUAGUCCUCCCAAGACGCCUCCGCAGGGCUUCCUUUGGAAAUCAGAUUGACGUCGUGAUGGUUGUGGGGCAGGAUCUUGUGGGUGGUGCAGUCAAAGAGAAGGUUGUGGAGGCAUUCGAGUGGUGGUCGAAGAGACGGGGAGGGUGGCCGAAGCCAAUAGUGUUUGAGGAGCAAGAAACGGGCUUUGCUGCUGCCAGGGGGCGGCGUUGA